This is a messenger RNA of Bactrocera latifrons, 3423 nucleotides long. RefSeq lists its product as uncharacterized. NCBI's taxonomy places the organism in Eukaryota, Metazoa, Arthropoda, Insecta, Diptera, Tephritidae. Gene Ontology annotation, cellular component: cytoplasm. The transcript is spliced from 4 exons. The record is from RefSeq and is a predicted model, not a curated record. Gene Ontology annotation, biological process: negative regulation of TOR signaling; negative regulation of protein kinase activity; neurotrophin TRK receptor signaling pathway. Bases 643 to 2595 code for a protein of 650 amino acids.
AUUUCUCGUUGUUUCACUCGUGCGAGUUGUUGGUGUAGUGCGGAUCGUCAAAGUUCCAAAUUGUAUGUGAAAUGAGUAAUAUUUACAUAAAAAGUGCUCGUUUAUUAUUAAAUUGUGACUUUUUAUUAUAUAUGCGGUUAUAGAAAUCGAGUUAGAAAAUUUCGAAUCUUUAAAAAACUUAUUAAAAUAAACAAGUGUUUUAAAUCUACUAAAGGUUAGGUGCCAAGAAAAGUGUGGAAGGGAAAACGAUUAAAAAAUCACAUACCAAUCAAAGAAAAACUUUGGGGUGAAAAGAAUCAAGUAACAAAGUAUACCUAAGGGAUUGAAUGAAAGCCAUAAAAACCUUAAGAUAAUUGCUAAAGGAAACGAAAUUCAAUCAUUCACUAUUUAUAUAGAGAAGGAUUUAAAACUAUAAGCAAGAACUAUAAGCAAGUACUUAUCUAAUUCAAAAGUGUGUAUAAUUUGUUUUUUUUUGUUUAAAAAAGGAAAUAAAUAAUUGUAUAUAAAGGUUAUAAAAGCUUAAGAAUCUAUAACUUCACUGCCGGGGUUUUGUUUAAAAACUAUAAAUAAGUCUAAUCUCUUGUGUUAGACAAAAAUUUAAAACUUCCUUCACCAAGGAAGAACACUAUCACUGCCGUGAAAAUGCAGAUUUCUUGUAAAUGUUUAAAUUUCAUUGCCACCAGUAAUAGUCAGGCGGCAAAUAGCAAUGUUGGAUGUAUCAGUGCUUGCGUCUUUAAUGGAGCAUCGGCAAAUGAUUCACAUUCUAUACGAAACCCUGCUGAUGAUGAUAGUAGCAUGCCAUUAGCGCAACAAUCCAGCGGCGGUUGUAAUAAUGCCGGCAAUGCAAACAACAGCUCAAACAACCUGUGCACUACAUUAAUGCACGCGUUCUUACAGCGUUACCCACGCACGUUCAUCUUCUAUUCACAGUGCAUGGAAUUCUUUAAACAGGCUAUUGGUCCUAUAACGGAUCUCAGUAUCCAUACGUUAAGUCAACGGGAUUUGGUCUACAGUAUAACACUGGAAGUGCCAACUGGGCAAGAAAAUCCUUCUACGCAUUCCUGGCAGCUAAGCAUAUGCAUUAAUUGCAAUACGGCGCUUUGCGCCAAACGUUUGCCCACGCAAAUGCUAAGUGCGUCAUCGAACGGUGUACCCGUACCACUUACAAUUAACCCACCGCAAUUUCUAAUUAAUUGUUCGCUACUUACAAAUAACGAGGAAUUGGCACUGAGACGUGCUGAUAAAUCCUUUUCCGAUACUUUUGGCCUACUUAUCAUGGACCAUCCACAAUUGCAGCUGGAGCAGGGGAAUGCUGGUCCAUUAAACAACUUUUCAGUUGGUUCUUUAUCGGCAAUGUCACUGCAACUGGAUAUGAAGCAGCAACGUUUGCGUCAAUUACAACAAAACUUGCAACAACGACUCAAACGUGAAAUCGCCGAAACGGACGAGCGCAUACAACGCUUUACUGAGCAACAGUUUGCAUUGUUAAAGAGCUUCCGCGAAAAAUCCGAACAGGAGUAUGCAUUACUUGGUCGUCUAAUUCAACGAGUACCAGAACAACAAGCAAUCGAUUUCUUAGACCGUGCACUGCCAGCAUUGGAAGUGGUUGGUGGGGGCAAUUACGUGUCACGUCGCCGCAAUACGAUUAGUAGUCGUCGCGAUAUGACGUCUGUUACGACACCCACUACACCGACAACACCGAAUCCUACAAGUGGAUUACAUAUGCUUUCAUUGCCGUUGAGCACAACAACGGCUACUACAACAACCAGUGCCAUGGAUACAACAAUAACUCAGGGAGCAGGUGGUACAACAGCACUCACGCCAUCAACGACGAACACAGGAUUGACGACCACUAUCGUGGGUAGCGGCAGUAUUAAUCGUCGUUUGUCGAGCUUUGAUACACCACCGGCAACACCAGAAGCCACACCAAUGAGUGUGGGUAACAGUCCCACCUUCCGGCCGCAACAACAGCAACAUUCGUCUCUGACACAACAUCAAUUUGUACGCAUUGCGUCCAACUCCUUUCAACAACAGUUCCCCACGCCAACAGUGGAAGUAGGCGACGACUGUCUCUUCGAACUGGAAGGCAUUGACGGUGGUAGCUCGGCAAGCGGUGUUGGUGUGAACACGCCAUUUAGUGCGCUCGUAUCUAAUUUGUCACAAAAACUGCCAUAUCAACAGCAACAACGAUCUCUUAAUAAUCAUCCACAUCCGCACCAGCAUCAACAUCACCACUAUCACGGCCGGGAUAUGAGCGAUGUAGACGAAAGUGACGAUGACGCUGCUGAAGCGGAAGUGGCUCUGGACCUGGAUAGUACAAUGCCCUUACCUACGAGUGCACGCCCAAUUGUUGGCGGGCAACAGCGGCCAGACGCAGCUACCGCAGCUGAUGUCAUGAAUUUUGCGAAGAGUCUGCCAAUUGAAAUAGCAAAUUCACCAAUGACUACAGGACGCUCAUACGUGAACGCGCUGCAAGAAGACGACUUGGACAAUACGGUCGACAUUGCUGCGAGCAUUAAAGCUCUCGCCAAAAGUGUGCAUGGUGAAGCAGUGUUCGGCGAUUUACCACGCCCACGCAUGCGUUCACAAAUUUAAAAGUUUACAAGCACAACGGAUUAACUAUACUAGUUUGCUCAACGAAAUAAACAGCAACAACUUGAGUUAAAGUGCUGAAGUCACCUUUAACGUAUAAUGUUUUUACACAACCACAGUGCAUAUAUCCAUAAUUACGAGCAUUCGAGUACAUCCAUUAGAAUAUUAAGUAUAAUUAAAUAUAAGUAACUAACUUCUCUUCUAUUAGCUUUAUGAAUCGUUGUAAUGGAAAAUAUGAAAUAUUGAUAAAUUGCCAUAAAUUGAGCACAUUUCGCUUUGAUAUUUGAAGAACGCUAAGUACAGCAACAAAACACUCGCCACAUACGCUAAGAAUUACACCACCAAAAAUUCUUUUUAUUGUUGUCUCAUGCUGUCUUUUUACAUACAUUUAAUUAUAUUAAUUGGGACUGCAAAAUAAAUAUGUAGUAAGUCAAAUUAAACGUUUCUUCUAAACAUUUCAAAAGCAUUUGUACGAAAUAUGCAUAUAAACUUGUGUCGAGGGCUAUACAUUAUUACUAAUACUUUAAAAUUUAUCUUUUUACAUAAGUUAUUAUGUUACUGUUAUAAUGAAAUCCAGUUUAAUUUUUAACUUUAAUUUGUAAUAGCUUUAAGUUUAUGUUUUUAUAUGCCUUUUCAUACAAAUAAUUGGAUAAUGUAACAGGUUUAAUGGAACAAAAUAUUUGAAAAUGCUAAACGUAAAGGAAACAUAUAUACAAAUCCAGAAGUAUAUAAUUACAAACAUACAUAUGUAUAAUCAUACAAAUUUUUGCAUCGGUGUCGCUUUUUCUAACAGGACAACGAAUGAAAAAUAAAAGAAAUAUAAAUUAAAUA